CAACCUGGACCUUGUGCUGGGCGGGGCGGUCCAGUCCGUCCCCAGCGCCUCCCGCAGGAGAGACCCGCCCCGCUGCUCGGCGCUGUACCCGGAGCCGGGCCCCUGCGACCGAUAGUGCGCGGGGGAGAGCCCGAGCCCGUCCCGUGCGCCGGCAGCGAGCCCGCUCUUGGCAGGUAAAUCCCAGGGACUCACUGUUUGUGGAAGUGGCCUGUGUUAUUAAGGAAGACUAGUGUCACAACAGACUUGCUGGACUAAUGUGAGCGGUAGAAGGAUGGAUUUCACAGAGGCCUAUUCUGAUAGAUGCUCGAGUGUUGGACUUGCAGCUAGAGAAGGAAAUGUCAAAAGUCUGAGGAAACUGAUUAAACAGGGAUACAGCAUUGAUGUUCCUGAUAACAGAGGCUGGAUGCCAAUCCAUGAAGCAGCAUUUCACAACUCCAGUGAAUGUCUGAAGCUGUUAAUUAAUGCAGCUCCAUCUGAUAACUACACAAAAUCCAAGACAUUUGCAGGUACAUGUGCAUUACAUCUUUCUGCAAAUCAUGGAUGUUUGGAAAGCGUCAAAGUUCUCUUGGAGGCAGGAGCUGAGACCAAUGAGGUUACUUAUGAAGAAACUACUCCACUAUUCUUAGCUGUAGAAAAUGGACAUGCAGACAUUAUAAAGCUUCUACUCCAACACGGAGCAAAUAUUAAUGGAUCCCAUUCUUGGUCUGGAUGGAAUUCUUUGCACCAAGCUUCUUUUCAGGGACAUACUGAAAUAAUACAUUUGCUUCUUGAAAAAGGAGCAAACAAGGAAUGUGUGGAUGACUUUGGAAUCACACCUUUGUUCAUUGCUGCUCAGUAUGGGAAGCUGGAGAGUUUGCAAACACUUAUAUCACAUGGUGCAAAUAUCAACUGUCAAGCCAAGGACAAAGCCACUCCAUUAUUCAUUGCUGCACAGGAAGGCCAUGCCGAGUGUGUCGAACUAUUGUUAUUGAAAGGGGCCGAUCCUAAUCUCUACUGUAAUGAGGAGGAAUGGCAGCUGCCUAUUCAUGCAGCAGCCCAAAUGGGUCACAGGAAUUUUAAAUGUUACAGCAUAUUGGGACUGCUAAUACCUGUUACUGAUCGGACCUGUGACACAGGGAAAGACAAAGUGAGUCCUGUCUAUUCAGCAGUUUAUGGUGGUAAUGAAGAGUGCUUGGAAUUGUUACUUAAAGAAGGCUACUGUCCGGAUGCUCAGAAGUGCCUAAUCUUUGGCUGCAUAUCACCUAUGUGUAUGGUUUUCCAAAAGAACUUUUAUGGUUUAAUUCCUAUUCUUCUGAAGUAUGGGAUCCACCUACUUGGGAUUAAUUUAGGAUACUGCCUGCACCACAAAAAGUUUUCUUGGUUUCGACACUUCUUGAAAGUGGGCUGCCCAAUGCCUUCUGGGGAACACUCACUAGAGUUUACAAAAUAUGCCGUUAAAGCACAGGAACAGUACAAGGAGUGGCUACCAUAUCUGUUGUUGGCUGGAUUUAAUCCACUGAAUCUCCUGUGCAGAUUGUGGAUUUAUUCUGUGAAUGAUGACCUCCUUAAUUUCACACUGGAGUUUACUAACUGGAAAAGGCUUCCUACAGCUAUAGAACAAAAUCUCUCUGACCACAAGGAAACCUCCACCUGGGUUCCACAUCGCCAUUUUGCCUUUAUCCCUUCCUUGGCUCACCUUUGUCGUCUUGAGAUCCGGUAUAUUUUAAAAAACGAACACCUACAAUCUGACCAAUUUAUACGCAAGUUGCCAUUGCCCACUUGUCUACAGGACUAUUUGCUGUACUUAGAUAUAUUGAGAAUAAAUGGCAUUCCAGGACUGGUGGAUGUUCAGGGUGAAUGAAAUGAAGGAACAUUUUACUCAACUCAAGCCAGUUCAGAAGACCCCAAGAAGGGCAGCAUAUGGUGCUGAUGCUUGAUGGUCCAACUGCCUGAGAUUGUACCCAAGUGGUGUAGACUUUAUGAAUGUCAAUUAGCAAACAACACAAGACAGCUACUAUAUCUGCAUAUUUGUUAGUCAAAUAAAGGUGUUUUUCACACUGCAGUUUUAUAUUUUAAUUAUAAGUAUGUUACUAGUUCUGAUCUCAACUACCUAGAAAGCUUUUAAAAAAUGUGCUCUAGUCCCUUCAUUUCUAUUGUUUAUUUCAAAUGAAAAUUCCUUCUUCUUAUUCAGAAAAAUCAACCUGUUGGUAAACAGUUUCUAGAUUGCUAGCUCUGUUGGUCACUAAAUGAAUGUGAAAAAUCCCAUUCUAGAUACUAUACCUACAAAACAAAAUAUGUAUUAAAGUAAAAAAAUAUAAAUUGAGUAUUCUCUAUUUGUAUGUUGAGAAAUGGCCUAGGUGAACCAGACAAAAUCACAAUGUCCACAAGAAAAGUGCUUGUUGAGGUAGAUCUGUUUUUGUGUUAAUGGACAAUAAUCUGUUUUAAUUUGUAUGAAUUAAUGGGUGUAUUAUUAGUUGCUUCUAUUCUGCCUUCCAUUAAAGUGUCUUAAAAUAUUCAUUUUAUUAUAAAAAUAUACAUAAUAGUUUAUUUGAAGAACACUAAUACUUCUUCCCUCUCAACUUUAAAGAUAUGAAAAUGUUGGUACAGUACUUAACAGAUGUUUAUGCAUAUAAUUGAUAACAGGAAUAAAAACACUAUUCAGAUUAGUGUUUGAACAGCAGAGACAACAGUGCUCUUUGAAAUUAUGUUGUAGUAGAAUGGAAAUGAUGCAAUAAUUCCAACUGCAAUCUUUACAUUCAUGGACUAUUUUUUUCUAGUUCCUUAGAAAUUAGAGUACAAAAGGAAUUCAGGCCCAAUAUGAGUGUGAUGAGUUGUCCUAAUUAUUUUAAUUAUCAGGAGGUUAAGUGCUUACGUGUUCAAUGAUCCCCUAGCUGCUGAUGGCAAAGAGAAGUUUAAUCUACUGAAUGUAUUUAUAAUUUCUCUAAUUACAGAGUAUACACAUUCUCUGUUUUGGUUGUAAAUGACUUGAGUUCUGGUCCUGUUUGGAUAUUCCUGGAGAUGGAAUGUCUGUUCUUGUUGGCUAUCUUCAUUUCUGCUUUUUUGUUACAAGUCCCAACUAUGUAUCUAGAGCUGACCAUGGUCAAGAAUGCAAACAAUGGUGGAUAUUAUAGCUUACAUUUAAAAAAAAAAUUAUUGCUGAGUUGGAAAAAAUAGCUCUCCUUCAUAAAUGGAAAUGCAAACCAUAAACAUGAAUGAGAGUAAUAUACUCAAGUUCCUUCUUGCCUUCAGAAGAUCUUAUUAGCUUAGAUACCUUUAUUUCCAAAUGAGGUUUGUACUGACAGGAAUUUGUUAACACUAUGUAGAAAUGUGUCUGUGUACUGUGCUGUACCAGAGUGCAUCUGUACAUUGUCAAUAUACAAUGCUAAUGAUGUAAUCAUUGGCAUUGCCUAUAUUGUCCAUGUGUUAUCAACUCUUUUGUCUGAUUUAAUAAACAGUUUAAGAAUCUU
Messenger RNA from Pelodiscus sinensis (Chinese soft-shelled turtle), 3446 nucleotides. NCBI's taxonomy places the organism in Eukaryota, Metazoa, Chordata, Testudines, Trionychidae. The record is from RefSeq and is a predicted model, not a curated record.